CCUUUUCAGUGGCGAUCCUUCAUCUUGGGAAUUCCCUCCCUUAAUGUGUAUGACUGCAUCAAACUGUCCUUUCAAGUCUGUUUUACUUGAGAUGGUUUAUCUUACAAGUUUUAUGAUACCGGUAGUGGUGUGAAAUUGUUUUUAAUUUUCCCUUCAUCUAUAAUGAUGUUAUCUCCAACCUGAAUAUUGAUUUGUACUGCUGUUCUAAAAGGAUUUUUAAAACUGAAAUUUAGGAUUAUAGUCCACAGUUGUUUCUCCUAAACCAGUUUGUGAGAGCUUUGUUUUUAUAGGCACCUUAGAAAUAUCUUAGGUAAAUAAAUGUUUGAAUGGACAUCCCAGGCUUAAGGUUAUUAUUGCUUUAUCUUCAUAGGCUGCUGCACCAGUAGAAGCUUAAAUGUGAACUCAAGAAGCCAAGUCCUGAAAGAAGGGAAACAGGAAGCACACACUUUGCUAUACCUUACUUGUCAUAGUCUUGGAUGAGCACAUGAGACGCCUCCCAUUGCUGGCUGGAAACGUUUUGCUUUGGAGAGCGACCAAUAAGUCUGACUAUUUUCCUGUCUCAAUACAUACAUCGAUCAUUAAGCUUAUCGGACACUAUUUUAGCUCUUGCUUCUGUCUGAGUGAAUCUGAAUGUGCGAGUUUAUAAUAUUCAAAUACAGUAGAGUCUCACUUAUCCAACACUUGCUUAUCCAACGUUCUGGAUUAUCCAACGCAUUUUUGUAGUCAAUGUUUUCAAUAUAUCAUAAUAUUUUGGUGCUAAAUUCAUAAAUACAGUAAUUACUACAUAGCAUUAAUGUGUAAUGAACUAUUUUUUCUGUCAAAUUUGUUGUAAAACAUGAUGUUUUGGUGCUUAAUUUGUAAAAUCAUAACCUAUUUUGAUGUUUAAUAGGCUUUUUUCUUAAUCUCUCCUUAUUAUCCAACAUAUUCGCUUAUCCAACGUUCUGCCGGCCCGUUUAUGUUGGAUAAGUGAGACUCUACUGUAUGAUCAAAUUCAGCAACCUGUCUGUGACUGGAGAUAGGCAAGUACUCCUUUUGGAGUUGGUAAUUUAAUAGCAUUCCCUGUAAUACAGGAGAUAAAGAGGGAGUAAUACCAUAUUCCCAUUAAAGUUAACUCUAAAAACCUGACAUUUAAAAAAGUCAUUUGGAAAUUUUAUAUUCAAGUGAUUUUUUAUUAAUAUUUAGAAAAGCAGUAGAAGAAGGCACAGUGUUAAGGUUUUAAAAUAACAUUCCAAUCUGUGAUUAAUGUGCAAGAGGCAUAUGAAUUUUCAGCCGUGCAAUUUCCAUUUUUUAAAAACUGCAGCUCUCAAGGCUGUGUGCUAGAACAGGCAGUUGUGGCUGCAUUGUGUGGAUUUGGUACACACUUCCAAAUCACAAGUCUGAAAGUGCAUGAAUGUGCAACUAUUGUAGGAUCUAGUUGUAUGCACUCUGUGUGUGUUGAAUAUCCCCACCACAAUGGAGAAGUCCAAAGCAGACUUAGAAUCUGAUGUUAUCCCUGACGUCGAAUCAAAUCAAGAUCUGCUCUCUGAGGAAUCCACUGCCCGACCUGCAUGGGGAUCAAAGGUCCAAUAUAUCCUGGCCCAGGUUGGCUUUUCUGUUGGACUCGGCAACGUCUGGCGGUUUCCCUACCUCUGCCAUCAAAAUGGAGGAGGUGCAUUUCUGCUGCUUUAUCUGCUGCUCCUUUUAAUCAUCGGGAUCCCGCUUUUCUUCCUGGAGUUGGCAGCAGGGCAAAGUAUCCGACAGGGCAGCAUUGGGGUAUGGAAGUACAUCAGCCCCCGCCUGAUGGGCAUUGGCUUUGCAAGCUGUGUGGUUUGUUCCUUUGUUGCCCUUUAUUACAAUGUCAUUAUUGCAUGGAGUCUUUUCUACUUGGGUAACUCUUUCCAGUCUCCCUUACCUUGGAAUGACUGCCCAGAAACAGUGAACCAAACCAUCUCAGAAACAGAAUGUGAGGACAGUUCUGCCACUGUCUACUUUUGGUACCGUAAGGCAUUGCAUGUGUCCGAUUCCAUUGAGGAGAGUGGAGGUCUUGAUCCAGCGCUUACCGGCUGCCUCUUUGCCGCUUGGGCUCUGGUGUGUCUGGCAAUGAUUAAAGGCAUCAAAUCCUCUGGCAAGGUGCUGUAUUUCAGCUCUCUGUUCCCUUAUGUGGUUCUCUUUUGCUUCCUUAUCCGUGCGUUGCUGUUAGAAGGGGCUGCUGAUGGGAUCCGGAUCAUGUUUACACCCAAUUUGUCCAUCUGGGGCAAUAUGCAGGUUUGGCGCCAGGCAGCCACCCAGGUGUUCUUUGCCCUGGGCCUGGGCUUUGGCACCAUCAUCGCUUAUUCCAGCUAUAACCGACAAGACAACAACUGCCACUUUGAUGGGCUCCUUGUGGCUUUCAUCAACUUCCUUACUUCAAUCCUUGCUACGCUGGUUGUGUUUGCUGUGCUGGGCUUCCGUGCCAACAUCAUCACGCAGAACUGUGCUGAGAGGAAUAUAGCCACCCUCUCAAAACUAGCAGUGAAUGGUUCCCUUUCUGCUGUCCUCCCUGAAAACUUCACAGAUUACUCUGCCGCUCAGUAUAGUGCCUGGUAUCGAGAGCUGAACAAUGACACAGAGCAGCUGCUGCUUCGGGAAUGGGAAGUCGGAGACUGCCAUGUAGAGGAUGAAAUGAACAAGGGUGUAGAGGGCACCGGCCUGGCUUUCAUUGCUUUCACAGAGGCCAUGACGCUGUUUCCGACUGCCCCCUUCUGGUCUGUGCUCUUCUUUUUCAUGCUGCUGAACUUGGGACUGAGCACCAUGCUGGGGACCAUGCAAGGCAUCAUCACUCCUCUGCUGGACAACUUCCAAAGUCUCCAACGCCAUCGGACCCUUUUCACAGUGCUGUGUUGCAUUAUUGGAUUCCUACUGGGCUUGGUUUUUGUUCAGCAUUCAGGCAACUACUUUGUCACCAUGUUUGAUGACUAUUCAGCCACACUUCCCCUGCUUGUUGUUGUGGCUUUUGAAGCUUUUGCUGUGGCCUGGAUCUAUGGUGCUGACAGAUUCUUAAAUGACAUAGAAAAAAUGCUAGGGUGGCGCCCUUGGAGAAUCUACAAAUACAUGUGGCGCUUUGUGAGUCUUGGCGCAAUGUUGUGUCUGCUGCUAGCAAGUCUGCUCCGUAUGAUUUUGAAGCGACCCACCUAUCAGGCCUGGAACAGAGAAAAGGCAGAGGAACAGCAGCUGGAAUAUCCACCAUGGGCCCUUGGUGUUCUGGUCAGCCUUAUUGUUGUGGCUGCUCUUCCCAUCCCAGUUAUGUUCCUCCGGCAACUGUUGAUAGAGCGGUUUCCUGGGCACAGUAGGGGGACUGGUGUGGCAGUACCCACGGAAGAAGAAGAAGAGACAGAAGAAAAAGAGAGCCCAGCUGAUCCAGAUCCUAGAGGCAAUGGAUACGUGUUGGUCCAGGCAGAAGAUGGGCAGGACUAAGAGACAUUGCCUCAUGUGUGGUGCGAUGUAUUCCAGCUCCUAGAUCAUGAAGACUGCCAAUUUUUCCCCAACUUCUGCCGAUUCUUGAUCAUGGGAGACAUACUUUUUGGCCCACUCCUCCAUGGUGCUAUAUUUAUACAGCUGGAGAAGAGAUCUUCCAACUCAUGACACUCCCCAUCCUGUCUGUAGAGCUUCUUGUAUUCUUAUCUCCUAUCAGUGGCUGGAGAUAACACAUUUUUUAAAGACCGGUACAGUUCUGAGCUCAGUUUUGGAGACUGGCAGCAGUUUGCAUUCCUAAAACGUAUUUCACCAUUACAAUUGGUCCUGAGCACUUUGCUUUGGUCCCAGUUUGAACCAUCCUGUAGAACUUCUGCCCUUGUUUCUAAUCUGUAUUUGCCGACUGGAGAUCAGUGGUUAUUUAAAGACUGCUAAAAUCUGUACAAAAAAGAAGCUUGGGUUGGCAGACAGGCAACGUUUUGCAUUCCUGAAUGAUGUUGCAGUGGGGUAGACCAGUACAAUUCACAAUUGGUCCUGCUUAUUUUGUCUUGACCCCAGACUGUGCUUUUGCCCAAGGCAGUGUUGUACCCUUUGCUGCUUGAAAUUCUGACCUUUAGCCAAAAAGCGUUCCAAACCCCUCAUUUAGAGGCUGGUUGUCAAAGUAGGAUGCUGAAACUAAAUUGCUGAUUUGAGUCAAUGUCAGCUGAUUUUUAACUAAAGUUGCCUCCAGAUGGGAAGUCCCUUGUGCCAAUAGGUCAUUGCAUUUCCACUGUAAACUAGGGCCCCAUCUACACAGCUGUAUAAUAUCCACAUCUAACUCGGUUAUAUGGCAGUGUGGACUCAGAUAUUCCAGUUCAAAUCAGAUAUUGUGGCUUAUCUGCCUUGAUAUUCUAGGUUAUAUGGCUGCGUGGAAGAGCCCUAAACGUACAGUUGCACUUGGAUUUCCCAUAUCAUUGAGGAUAAUGCACUUUUUGUGUCUUCAUUCCACUUGUUCUGUCCACACUAGUGAGCUAGAUGAGUGGUCACAUGACAAAAAUGCAUGAGUAGCCAUUAGAAGGGCUAAAACAAUCAAUUUUUAAAUCACUUAUUUGUUAAGCACUAGACAUCAUCUGAGCAUAAUUGUGCAAUACUAGGUGUGAAAUAUUUUCACAAAUCCAAACUAUUUUAAACAGUUGUUUUGACUCAGAACAGGGUCAAAAUUGUAAACGGGAAAAUGUUAAUGGAUGGAUAGGGUAAAUCAUAUUUCUGAAAUGGUAGUGAUUGAAUUUUUUUCUCCUGUUUUUGAAAAGUUACAAUACUAUACUGCUAAUAGCACUCCUUCGUGAAUAUUUUUUGGCUUGUUAUGAUUGUAAGAACAGUUCCUGCCACAUACCUCCUCCUCAGUACAAUUGUAAGAUAGAUGCACAUGAAUAGCAGUCACCAGACUGUUUGUUUUUAAUAAUAUUCUCCAUGGGGAAUUACUAAACAUUAUUUAAUAGUUCAGUCAUUGAACUGUAUAAGGGAGUUACGUACAUUUUCUGUUGAAGUAGGUCAAAACAAGAAACCCAGAUGAAACUCUCCUUGUGGAUCUGUGUUUCAUGGGAUAUAUAACUUAUAGUUCCCUAAAGAAAGCCAUAUACAAGGCAACAAAAAGUCUAGUCAAUGAGAAUGCUUUUUUCUUUCUUUUCAAUAAAAGCUAUUUGGUAGAAACAAGCAAUUCAGUUGUAUUUUCUGAAAUCCUUGGGGGGAAUAAACUUUUGCAUAAAAUCAGAUUUUUUUUGUCUACCUGGGUUUUAGCAUGGUUUCUUAAAUAAUACCAGUUGCAGUUAAGAGGAAAUGACUAAGUACUGAGCUUGCUUGACCAAGGCAGAGCAUUUUGUGAUAUAGGUUGCAUCUACACUACAAAUGUACACUGCAGUUUGACACCAGUUUAACUGCCAUGGUUCAAUACUAUGGGAUCCAGCACUGUUUGACAGAUAAGAGCAAAGACCUUGUGAAAUUAUCAUUCCUAUAAUUCUAUAGUACUGAAUCAUGGUAGUUAUGUCAAACUGCAUUAAUUCUACAGUGCAGAUGUACUCAUAGUUGUGCUUCUUUGCAAGCUCUCAGUUUCCAAUGGUCAUGUGUAAUUCUUUACAGGGCAGAACACAAAUGGUCUCACAACCAGUUUUGUUUAGGCAAACUCAACUUUCAUUGAAGUGGCCAUUACUUAAGCGAUCUAGAGUAGUGCUGGUCAGAAUGGUAGUUUGUGGGGAUCAGUACAAGUACUCAAGCCAUAAGCUUUAUGUGUCCUCAUGAGUUUCCAGAGGGGAAAUUGUGGAGUCUCAGUCUCUGGAGGGUUUUAAGCAGAGGCUGGAUGGCCAUCUGUUGGUAGUGCUUUGAUUAUGUGUUCCUGCAUAGCUGAAAGUUGUACUGGAUACCUUGGGGUCUCUUCCAACUCUGAUUCUGAUUUUAAUUGCAGCCAUUGGGGAAAGAUACAGUAUUAAUCUUAGGCAUAUUGAAGGAAAUACUGAUUUAAGCUUUACAGGAAAUUAUAGAUCAAUAAAAGCUUUAAACUAUGUAAGGUCAAAGGAGAGGACUUGCUCUGCUGUGACAUCCCAACUGUGAAUUGCCCUCUUCUUUGAGGCCCAAUUGGUGCCAAUGUUAACCAUAUUUUUGACAUCAGGUUAAAACAUGGCUUUUUAUUAAGAGCCAUUUGGUAGGGUACAACGUUUUGCCAUAAUUUGUAUAGGUAGAUGGUUUUACAGCUGUUUAUGUGUUUAAAAUGGUUUUGUGUGCUUUUAGAAUUUUAAUUUUUUAUAGUUUUCAAUUGUUCUAAAUUUAUUGUAUGUUGCCUUAAGAUAAGGUUGUAUAUAAAUGUUUUAAUAAAGGUAAUUAUAAAUAAUA
This is a messenger RNA of Anolis carolinensis (green anole), 6291 nucleotides long. RefSeq names its product solute carrier family 6 member 16 (gene slc6a16). The coding region runs from base 1453 to 3432 and encodes 659 amino acids. The transcript has 12 exons. The record is from RefSeq and is a predicted model, not a curated record. Gene Ontology annotation, cellular component: plasma membrane. Gene Ontology annotation, biological process: sodium ion transmembrane transport. NCBI's taxonomy places the organism in Eukaryota, Metazoa, Chordata, Lepidosauria, Squamata, Anolidae.